Colletotrichum spaethianum is the source of this 690-nucleotide messenger RNA. Its product is annotated as protein CAP22. The record is from RefSeq and is a predicted model, not a curated record. The transcript has 2 exons. The coding region runs from base 1 to 690 and encodes 229 amino acids. NCBI's taxonomy places the organism in Eukaryota, Fungi, Ascomycota, Sordariomycetes, Glomerellales, Glomerellaceae.
AUGCACGCCAAGGCCGUUGCUCUUUCCCUUGCCGCCGCGGCCGUCGUCCGCGCUGAUCUCCGCAUCAACAACAACGACAUUCCCCAGGACUGCUCUGCCAUUUGCCGUCCCAUCCGUGACCUCGGCAACAUCUGCACCGUCAACUUCAACAUUGGCCAGGGCAACAACAACAGCGACCAGGUUCAGGAUGAGCUCGACGCCCAGUGUGUCUGCACCAACAACUCCUUCGACCUGAAGAACUUGGCUCCCCAGUGCAAUGCUUGCAUGAUCGAGAAGGUCCCCCAGGACCAGCAGCGCAGCCUUGAGGGUAUUCAGAGCAUCAUGAACGUCUGCGAGCUUCCCAGCGCCAGCGGCUACGCCUCUUCCUCCACCAGCGUUGCCAACACCGUCAUCGUCCUCGCUACCCGUCUGACUGCCAGCUCCCAGCUGACCACCACCUUCGGCGGUGGCCAGGCUACCCAGCCUCCCUCCAGCCGCACUCGCUCCAGCGAGCGUUCCACCAUCACCACCACCUUCCUCACCUCCGGCAACGGCGGUCUUCCCUCCAUUGCCACCUCCACCAUCGUCGGUGGUGGCCGCCAGACUGGCAACGCCGCCCCCGGCCUCGUCGCCCCCGGCAGCAACGGCCUGCUCGGCGCUGUUGGUGCCAUCGUUGCUGGCGCUUUCGCUCUUGGUGCCUUCAUGCUCUAA